CGUCCCCGAGCGCACACGGCGUAGAGGAGAGUACGGCGCACGAGUCUCUGGAAGGGAGAUAACGGUUUCUUUUUUUGCCCCCUCUCCACUUAAACAACAAGAACAAACCAAAACAGAAUUUUUUUAGGGGGGUUUACAGAGUCUUCUAAUCACAAGGAGGAGGGAAGCGAGGGAUUUGAUCCGCAAGUUUUUUUUUUUCUUUUACGUUUUUUUUUCUCCUUUUCCUAAAAGAGGAUUCUGUGUUUUGACGGUGGUUUGUUCUCCGCUCGCGCCGCAAAGAUGAUGGUCGGAGAGGUCGAAGUGAAGGAGCGACCGAGGCCGAGUCCCGACUAUUUGAUGCAAUUAUUAAACGAGAAGAAGCUUAUGACCAGUCUGCCAAAUCUCUGCGGCAUCUUCACACACCUUGAGAGGCUUCUCGAUGAAGAGAUCAACAGAGUGCGUAAAGACAUGUACAGCGACACAGUGAAUGGCCUUGUGGACAAACACCCACUGGAGCUGCCUGAGCCAGUCGGACCCAUCGUCCACCAGCAGGAAAAGCUGUUUGUGCCUGUUAAAGAGUACCCAGAUUAUAACUUUGUCGGGAGAAUUCUUGGCCCUCGGGGACUCACAGCCAAACAGUUGGAAGCAGAAACAGGAUGCAAAAUCAUGGUGCGAGGCAAGAGUUCCAUGAGGGACAAAAAGAAGGAAGAACAGAACAGAGGGAAGCCAAACUGGGAACACCUAAACGAAGACCUUCAUGUCCUGAUCACAGUGGAAGACACGCAGGCCAGAGCCGAGAUCAAGAUGAGGAGAGCAGUGGAGGAGGUCAAGAAGCUCCUCGUACCUGCUGCGGAGGGAGAAGACAACUUGAAGAAGAUGCAGCUCAUGGAGCUAGCCAUUCUAAAUGGGACAUACAGAGACAACAACAUCAAAACACCCCCCCUUGCGUUCUCUCUUGCAGCGGCAGCAGCAGCCGCUCAGGGCCCCCGUCUUAUAGCGGCCCCCACAGGUCAGGUGCUGCCUCCCCCGGCGCUCCGACCCCCAACACCAGCCGGGGCACCCCUCAUGAACCUCAUCAGGCCCACUCAGAUGGCUGCCAUGCUGCCCAACGGCACCCCCACCCUGGUGCCUCCCACACCGGAUGGCGGGCUUAUCUACACCGCCCCUUACGAGUACCCUUACGCCCUGGCACCCACCUCCCUGCUGGAGUACCCCAUCGAACACAGUGGGGUUCUAGGUAAGAGAGCCUGGGGGAGCAUGGGCACACCGGCCAACUUUAGCCAGCCUGGACAGGAGGGCAGCUUGUUUUACCCCGGAGCCGGGGUGAUGGACGCGGCUUCCAUGAGCCACAGUCAGGACUUUUUGAAAGGUGCAAUGGCUACUAAAGUGAGACGGCAUGACACGCGGGUCCAUCCUUACCAAAGGAUUGUGACCGCUGACAGAGGUCAGUUUAGUCUCUUAGCUACACUCUGCUCUUGACUGAUGCAUUUCAUUGAUUAUUAAUGCCUACAGUAUUAUGCCUCGAUGCCUUAGUUGGGAAUUUGUAUAUUGUCUGUAUUGUAUUUUUUUGUUUUAUUCCCCCACCACCUUUUCUUACCCAUACAUCCACACACCAGCUAAAUGGUUGAUUGUGGUAUGCACAUUUUGUUUACAUGUUGACAUAUACAGUAUAUCUAGACUGUGUAUAAUUCCAAGCUCAGGCAAAAGUGAUUGAACAGCUUUUUUAUGGAGCCCAUUUCCUGCAAAAACCAAACAAACAUAACCCUGUGAUGUAAACGGUGUUGUUUGAAAAAGUGAACCAUAGUUGGUAAAUGAAUCUGCCAGUACAAAACACACGUUACAUGUACAUUUUUCUAAUAUGUCACAAUAAUGAAAUAAAUAUGUAUAGUAAGUAAAGACAUAAAUACUAUUGGUGUUACCUGUGCAACAAAAAAAUCUAAUCUACAUAAACUGAAAAUAUGACUUCUGGCAUAGUCUUUCAUAUCCUCAUAUCUUUAAUAUAUGAGGAUCAAAUAAUGUCACUCAUUAUAUACAGCAUUUGGUGAGUAAUAGUGUUAAUUUUGUACUUGCAAAAAAUGUCAAAAAGCAACACAGGGGAAAAAAUGUGAGUCUAAUCCAGUGUGUUUUAUUUCCCAGUCCUGAACUUCAUUUGUUUUUGAUAUGUGUCAAUAUGAAUCUACUUCCUUUUAGCAAUUUACCAGGGUUUGGGGGAUUUACCUAAAGAAAUGUAAUCUUUAGUUUUAUUAGGUAAAUGACAAACUAAGUGAAAAAUGGGAAAGUUAAUUUAUUUGAUCACAGAAGUGCAUUUUUACUAAUAUUUAUUUAAAGCUAAAUACAGUCAGAGACUGAGACAAAAUGAAGUUAAAGUUCAGUUAAAAUGUAUUUAUCUAUUAUGAAUGAAUUUGCAUCUUCUACUACUUAAAGCGCAACAUUUAAAGCUAUACUAUAGAUUAAGGUACAAGAAGUAGCAACUGUUUUGACACAUUUAUACAAUAAAUCUGAGCCAAAACAACCCAAAAUUUAACAUAACAUCAUUUGAUCCGUAGAAUCUGUGAGUAUAAACUUUGAUUAUUUCACGCUGAGUUUGGUUGAAUCUGGCCCAGUUUUUAAAGGUGCGUUAUUUAAGACACUUGAGAGAAAAUAUAUGUGAUAUAUUCAAAAUAUGUUUCAUAGGUUUUGUAUUUGCAAAACAAAAAGCAUUAGCCUGAUGCUCAUGUUUAAUAUUUGCAAACCACACUGUUUGUUAAUGAAUCACAGGUUAUUUGUGAAAUGUGUUCCGUCUGUAGUUUUGGCAGGAAAUGAGCCCCGUACAUUUUGGUUUAUAUAUGCAGCUGUGAACCCAGGACAGGUAGUACUGUGCGAGGCAGUGUUGAAAGUGUAUAAUGACAUUCCUCUGAUGUGAGAUUAGAGCCUAAAAUGGGGCAGGCUUGUACCCAUACAUGAUUUAUCUCCUCAGCUCAUAAGGAGCAAAAGAAAAAGGAGACGCAUUGCUUAUACUGUAUCUGACAGAGCUAGUCGCUAGUUAGAGAAGUAGCUGCUACCAGGCACCAUUUCACCUUGAAAUUAAAUUUAUUUUGGAUUUUUUAUUUUUCUAUGGAAGAUAAAGACACGCACAGACAUAAGCUGAGGUAGCUUGCAUUCUCUCCAGUGUAUUGCAAAUAUUGAAAUAAAGCUAAAAUACAUUUUUAAUAUUUUCAGUUGUACAUGAGGUACUGUCAUUUUAUAUUUGAGCAUUUUAUAUCAAAUGUAUUUAUGGUUCUUGUGUAUAUUUAUAUUAUAUAAAAAUAUACUGCUAAAUAAAGAGAAAGAAUCGGAAAACGACGAUUCAUUUAUUCAUUGCACAUUUAUUUAUUUAUUUAUUUAACACUAGUCACAGUUAUUUCUCACAUAACGUUAGCGAGUCUCCUUACCACUAAUCACACUGUUUGUCAUUUGCAACUUGAAAGACACUAAAACACUAGAUUUUUAUUUAUUUAUUUAUUUAUUUUUUGUUAUUCUCGUUUGUCUGUUCAGCCGCUCUUUGCUUCUUUUUGUUUUUUGUGGUUGUGGGGGCAAUGUGCGCUUUAAAUUAAACCACCGAGCUACCUGAUUCAGGGGGCGGGGCUUAGCAGAUCAUGAUGCCAUCAUGAUGAUACACAGAUUAGCUGGGUUCACCUCAUGUUAGGGGCGACAUUAAGAGAUUGCAUUCAUUUUAUUGUUAAAAUGAUGUCAUUCCAGUCUCUUCUUGCUGACACUAAUAUCCUUUCUAUCUUUUUUUUCUGUUUGUUUU
Molecule: messenger RNA, 3748 nt
Organism: Sphaeramia orbicularis (orbiculate cardinalfish)
Lineage: Eukaryota; Metazoa; Chordata; Actinopteri; Kurtiformes; Apogonidae
Product: protein quaking-A
Exons: 7
Coding region: 280-1458 (392 amino acids)
Biological process (GO): regulation of mRNA splicing, via spliceosome
Cellular component (GO): nucleus
Molecular function (GO): mRNA binding
Source: RefSeq, a predicted model, not a curated record